AUGGCAACAAGCAGAUUUUAUGACAUACCAGGAACACAUCGACUCAGUGACCCGUCAAAUGAAAACUCAUCGCUGAUAUCAUCAAGCCGCCCAAAUAAGUCGUAUUAUAACUACCAAGCAACUCCUAAAGGCCAGAAGAAAUCGUCCAAGUACGAUCCAGAAAACCCACAUAAACAUAAAUUAGGAACCUAUGAUGGUGUCUUUAUCCCAACAUCCUUAAAUGUCCUUUCAAUUCUUAUGUUUUUAAGAUUCGGUUUCAUACUGGGUCAAUUAGGGUUAUUGUGCACAUUGGGUCUCUUACUUCUAAGUUACUUCAUAAAUCUAUUGACCACUUUAAGUAUCUCUGCCAUUUCUACGAAUGGUACUGUGCGUGGUGGAGGUGCUUAUUAUAUGAUAUCAAGGUGUUUGGGUCCAGAAUUUGGUGGAUCCAUAGGCGUUGUAUUCUUUUUAGGGCAGGUCCUUAACAGUGGUAUGAAUGCACUUGGUCUUGUGGAACCACUAUUAUAUAAUUUGGGAAAACCCUCAGCAGAUUCCAUAUCAUCAGCAGCAUUAUUUGCGUUACUGCCGAGAGGAUAUUGGUAUGAAUUAACUUAUGCUAGUGUAAUUCUAUGCACGUGUCUUAUCAUCGCAUUGGUCGGAUCUCAAACGGUAUCAAGAGCAGGAAAUAUUUUAUUUUUCGUCCUAGUAUCAUCAAUUGUCUCUAUCCCAUUAUCAGUGCUCUUCCAAAAGCCUUUUGAAAACGGUAAAAUUAUAUAUUCAGGCAUAUCAUGGGAAACUUUCCAAAAUAACCUUUUUCCUCAUUUUACAAAAGGUGCUGCUGGUUCCAUAUUAAAGAAGAAGGAAACCUUUAAUAAUCUAUUUGGUGUGUUCUUCCCUGCAACAGCAGGUAUAUUUGCUGGUGCUGGUAUGUCAAGUGAACUACGUAAACCGUCAAAAUCUAUCCCCAAAGGUACUUUAUGGGGGCUUCUUUUCACUUUUUCGUGCUAUACAGUUGUUGUUAUAUCCAUGAGUUGUACUAUCCCAAGAAAAACUUUAUAUAAUGAUGUUCAAGUUAUUCAAUCUGUAAGCGCUGUCCAAUGGAUUAUUUUCCUCGGUGAAAUGGCGACAUCUUUAUUUUCUAUUAUUGUUGGUAUGUUAGGUGCAGCAUAUGUCUUAGAAGCAAUUUCUAAGGAUUGCAUAUUUCCAGGAUUAUCGGUAUUUAACAGAAAUCCAAUAUACACAUUAAUCUUUACUUGGCUAUUGACACAAAUCUGUCUAUUCUCAGAUGUCAAUAAGAUUGCUACCUUCAUUACUUUAACCUUUUUAAUGACUUUUAUUGUCAUGAAUAUGGCAUGCUUUCUACUAGAGAUUUCUGCAGCACCAAAUUUCAGACCGUCUUUCAAUUACUUUAAUAGAUAUACUGCGUUUGUUGGUGCAAUAUCCUCCAUCCUGGCAAUGAUUAUUGUGGACGGAGUCACAGCAUCGGCCCUCAUGUUGGGAAUGGUUAUACUAUUCCUAUUAAUACAUUAUGUUUCUCCACCGAAGCCAUGGGGUGACGUCUCACAAAGUUUAAUUUAUCACCAAGUAAGAAAAUACCUUUUAAGAUUACGCCAAGAUAAUAUUAAAUAUUGGAGACCGCAAAUACUAUUAUUCGUAGAUAAUCCUAGAACGAGUUGGAAUUUGAUACGAUUUUGUAAUCAUCUAAAAAAAGGUGGAUUGUAUAUCUUAGGUCAUGUGACAGUCACAGACAAAUUUCAAGACCAAAUAAAUGAAAUGAAAAUCCAACAACGAGCUUGGGUGAAAAUUAGAGAUAUGUUGGGAAUUAAAGCAUUCGUUCAAAUUGGAAUGGGUCCAACGUUACCAUGGGGUGUAAGAAAUGUGUUUAUUGGGGCAGGUUUGGGUGGGAUGAAACCUAACAUUACCGUACUGGGAUUUUUCGACUUGAAAUCUUAUCAUCGUAGGCAGGCUAGCGAUGGUGGAACCACUGACACUACUAAUCACAAUAAUUUCACAACCAAUAAUGCUAAUAAUGCUGAAAUACUUCACGCAACUAGAAAUACACAGACAAACGAUAUAAAUAUUGAGAUACCAUCACUACCCCCACUCCUUCCAACGGACGAAUGUAAGAACGAAGAGAAGAUUAAAGUUCAACAAUGGGUAGAAAUAAUAGAAGAUCUUUCCAUAUUACAGUCGAACAUAGCUAUAGCACAUGGGUUCGGAGACUUAAUUCUACCAACUAAAGAUUCACAUUGUUCUAAGAAAAGGAUUAUUGAUUUGUAUCCGAUACAGAUGUGUGGUGUCAUUAAUACAUCAGAACAUCCAUCAAUGGCAAGCUCAAAUUUUGAUACCUAUACUUUGAUUUUACAACUGGGUGCAAUACUAGUUACUGUUCCCGAAUGGAAGGACACUCAUACUUUACGUGUUAUAUUAUUUGUAGAAAAGGAACUAGAUAGAGGACCAGAAAUUGACAGAAUGACUAAAUUACUAGGCGUUUUAAGAAUAGAAGCUGAAGUCCUAGUGGUAUCAUUGGAUCAGUUUAGAGUAUACAACACUAUUGUAAAAGGUGAUACUAUCACAUUUGAUUAUGUUAAUUCUGUUCUUGGGGACAAUGCUUGGUGGAUGGACUUAACUGAGGCAAGGGCCACGUCAAGACCAAAACGUAGGUUUUCCUUGCAGAACGACCUGCAGUUUUCAAAGGAUGUGUCGAAAAAAGAGAAAUAUAAAGUAUCAAAGUUGCAAAGAUUAGGGGUUGUAAUGUCCAUGACUUCAAGUAUGCCUGCAGGUAAUAUUCUAACGCCCUCAAUUAGUGAUGAAUCUGAUGUUGAAACAGAUAUUUCUUUCGAAAGGGAUAGAAGCGAUUUUUUAAAGGGUUCCCCCGAUGAAGCAAAUACUAAAUCCACUCUUACAGAAGAUAAACCAAAAUCUAAAGUGAAAACGGUUGGGAACAAACCUGUCUUCUCUAGUGACACUUUACCGAAAACAAAAGUGCUUGAAGAAGGUAAUGGAGAUAAGCCUACCUUAGUACCUAUUUCCGAAGAUUCGAUGAAUAGUACGGUGAAUGAUUCUAAGUCAAGAAGACCAAUUCUCCCUGAUCUAUCACCAUGUUGUUCAAGAGAGAGUUUACUGACAGCAAUGGCAAAUUUAUCAUUUAAUGACUUACCCAGUAGACCGCAACAUUUGAUUUUAAAUGACAUGAUGACGCAGUUAUCUGGUGGCUCUGAUCUUAUAUUUUCAACUCUACCGAUUCCGGCCUUAGGGACACAUACAGAUCCAGAAGCAAGCCUUCAAUACAUUGAAGACUUGGAUUUAUGGUUAGAAGGAUUGCCCCCUACAAUGUUAAUAAACUCGCAGACAAUGACUGUGACAACUGCAUUAUAA
Molecule: messenger RNA, 3357 nt
Organism: Naumovozyma dairenensis CBS 421
Lineage: Eukaryota; Fungi; Ascomycota; Saccharomycetes; Saccharomycetales; Saccharomycetaceae
Gene: VHC1
Product: Vhc1p
Exons: 1
Coding region: 1-3357 (1118 amino acids)
Biological process (GO): chloride ion homeostasis; cell volume homeostasis; chloride transmembrane transport
Cellular component (GO): membrane
Molecular function (GO): potassium:chloride symporter activity
Source: RefSeq, a predicted model, not a curated record